UCUCGAACGUUCACAGAGCGGGACGCUGGAGUGAGAUGGACGGCGCCAAGGACGAGGCCGCGCCGGUCGACUGCCUGCAAAAGAAGGCUAUUUACGACCACUGCUUUGAUCUGUGGUACAAGGACAUCUUUCUCAAGAACAAGAGCAAGGGCAAACUCGGCUGCCAAGAGCUCUACAAGGAGUACUCAGCGUGCAUGAUGGACGAGCUCAAGGCUGACUUGCCCCUCGUUCAGAGCAUUCGCGCCGAGAUGAACCCCGAGCACACGGCGCAGUGGAUCGGGAAGGACCUUCCGAAUCCCAACGCCAAGGCGACGCCCGAGAAAGCAUAAUAAUUUUUCUGUAAUACCAUUCAUGUACCCAGGA
This is a messenger RNA of Saprolegnia parasitica CBS 223.65, 363 nucleotides long. RefSeq lists its product as hypothetical. NCBI's taxonomy places the organism in Eukaryota, Oomycota, Saprolegniomycetes, Saprolegniales, Saprolegniaceae. The transcript has 3 exons. The record is from RefSeq and is a predicted model, not a curated record. The coding region runs from base 36 to 329 and encodes 97 amino acids.